Brenthis ino (lesser marbled fritillary) is the source of this 321-nucleotide messenger RNA. Lineage: Eukaryota; Metazoa; Arthropoda; Insecta; Lepidoptera; Nymphalidae. The record is from the annotation of a GenBank genome assembly.
AUGUGCCCAUAUUUCAUAAUAGUGUCCCCGAGAGGGCGGGAGCGGGGGCAGGGGCGGGUCGGUGGCGGUGACCCGGUUCCUUUGUGCGGAACUGUACGUGCGCUGCGCCGGCGCAGCUCAUGUUUCCGUCUCACGAUUCAUGCUCAACGGCUUCUUGGAAUCGCAGCGGCUAAUUGUGUCUACGACCGCUGCUGCUAUCUGACAUCGUCGUUAGCUAAUGACGGCGGCCCGGCGGCUCGGCCACAUGUUGAACUGAGAAUGCCCAGUGAAGUAACAAUCGUCAACGUCACGCGCGGGCGCGCGCUGCAACCGGACGGAGUC